AUGCCCACGCCAGUGCAUCGCUCACUAUUGCUGGUCGUUACUGCCUUCUUUUAUGCCAGUGCUCUGGAUGUCCACUACAAGGAUUGCGGAUCCAUCGUCCCGGUAGGAGACGUCACCGUUGAACCGUGCACCCGCCAACCGUGUGAGCUGCGCAGAGGAGGAAGUACUAAAUUUGGAAUACAGUUCCAACCAGAUCAAGAUGCAGAGUAUCUUGGCCAAGCCGAGGCGCGUACUGUCGUUUGGGGAGUGGCUGUCCCCAUCACACUGCACUCGCCCCACAUAUGUGGACACGUCCAUCCAAAGUGUCCACUCAAAGCCGGACAUUGGUACAGAUACAGCACUACUAUCCACAUCGAUAAAACGUAUUCACCA
Molecule: messenger RNA, 372 nt
Organism: Opisthorchis viverrini
Lineage: Eukaryota; Metazoa; Platyhelminthes; Trematoda; Opisthorchiida; Opisthorchiidae
Exons: 3
Biological process (GO): sterol transport
Molecular function (GO): sterol binding
Source: RefSeq, a predicted model, not a curated record